Molecule: messenger RNA, 5174 nt
Organism: Microcebus murinus (gray mouse lemur)
Lineage: Eukaryota; Metazoa; Chordata; Mammalia; Primates; Cheirogaleidae
Gene: CBLL1
Product: Cbl proto-oncogene like 1
Biological process (GO): protein ubiquitination; regulation of cell adhesion
Molecular function (GO): ubiquitin protein ligase activity
Source: RefSeq, a predicted model, not a curated record
UCCGCCCGCCGGGGUGGGGCCAGCGCAACGGCCGAGCCUGCGCAGUUGGGCCUGGCUGGCUCCAGGGCGCCGGCGCACUACAAGUCCCAGAAGGCAUCGCUCCGCGGGGCCGGCGGCCCUUACCUGCCGGGAGCUUAUUCCUUUGGCUUCCACCGCUCUCCCCCUCCCGUGUCCUUUCCACUGUUAAAAGCUACUUUCUCUUGAAGCACAUGAGAAGCCUCAGCAACCUUAACGGUGAAGCUCUUCGCGUACUCGCUCUUUCUGCUUUUGCCCGAACUAUGCCUGACUCCCUUACUGGAGUGGGAAAGUGGAGGCGAAAGGAGGAAGUCUUUGCAGGCCUAGGCUGGGGCGACCUGGUCGCAUUUCCGCCUCCCGGGCUCCGGAAGGUAGCGCGCACGCGCUUGCUGCGACUCCGGCGCGGUUGACUUCCGCUCCCACUGUGCUCUGCGAGCCGAAUCAUGGAUCACACUGACAAUGAGUUACAAGGCACUAAUAGUUCUGGAUCCUUGGGUGGUCUUGAUGUUCGCAGACGAAUUCCUAUAAAGCUCAUCUCCAAACAAGCUAACAAAGCCAAACCUGCACCUCGAACUCAAAGGACUAUAAACAGGAUGCCUGCAAAGGCUCCACCUGGUGAUGAAGAAGGAUUUGAUUAUAAUGAAGAAGAACGGUAUGACUGUAAAGGGGGCGAACUGUUUGGAAAUCAGCGAAGAUUUCCUGGACACCUUUUUUGGGACUUUCAGAUUAACAUCUUAGGUGAAAAAGAUGAUACCCCAGUUCACUUCUGUGACAAAUGUGGAUUGCCUAUUAAAAUCUAUGGGCGAAUGAUUCCAUGCAAGCAUGUUUUUUGCUAUGAUUGUGCUAUUUUACAUGAAAAAAAAGGAGAUAAAAUGUGUCCAGGCUGUAGUGAUCCUGUGCAGCGAAUUGAGCAGUGUACACGAGGUUCUCUCUUCAUGUGUAGCAUUGUUCAAGGGUGCAAGAGAACAUAUUUGUCUCAGAGAGACUUACAGGCUCAUAUCAACCAUCGCCAUAUGAGAGCUGAAAAACCUGUUACCUGUGCUUCGCUUGAAAAUGUUCAUCCUCCUAUUGCCCCACCACCAACUGAAAUCCCUGAUCGUUUUAUAAUGCCACCAGACAAGCAUCAUAUGAGCCAUAUUCCGCCAAAGCAGCACAUCAUGAUGCCACCACCUCCUUUGCAACAUGUGCCACAUGAGCACUAUAAUCAGCCACAUGAGGAUAUUCGUGCUCCUCCAGCAGAAUUGUCUAUGGCUCCACCUCCACCUCGUUCGGUCAGUCAGGAAACCUUUCGUAUUUCAACAAGAAAACACAGCAAUUUAAUAACUGUCCCUAUUCAGGAUGACUCAAAUUCAGGUGCUAGAGAACCACCACCUCCUGCCCCAGCACCUGCUCACCAUCAUCCUGAAUAUCAGGGCCAACCAGUGGUAUCGCACCCUCAUCAUAUUAUGCCUCCACAGCAACAUUAUGCACCACCCCCACCUCCUCCACCACCAAUAAGCCAUCCAAUGCCACAUCCUCCCCAGGCUGCAGGUACUCCUCACUUGGUAUAUAGCCAAGCUCCACCUCCACCAAUGACCUCUGCUCCACCACCAAUAACCCCUCCCCCUGGACAUAUUAUUGCCCAGAUGCCACCUUAUAUGAAUCAUCCUCCUCCAGGACCUCCCCCACCUCAACAUGGUGGUCCACCUGUAACUGCACCCCCUCCUCACCAUUAUAAUCCUAACUCUUUACCCCAGUUCACUGAAGAUCAAGGAACUCUGAGCCCUCCAUUUACACAACCAGGGGGAAUGAGUCCUGGUAUAUGGCCCGUACCAAGAGGGCCACCUCCUCCUCCACGAAUGCAGGGUCCGCCUUCUCAAACCCCACUUCCUGGACCACAUCAUCCAGAUCAGACAAGAUAUAGACCGUAUUACCAAUGAUAAUAGUGUUUUGAACUGAAGAUAUGAUGAGGAAAAAAAACUUAUGUAUAGUCAAUCUUUUAAUUAAGCUUUGACUUUUGGGAAGGAAAAGUACCUCUUACUGAGGUGGCUAUAAAACACAUAGGGUCUUGUCUCUUAAAAUGCUUUUAAAUCUUGACUUUAGGAUUGAUUUCAAGUACUAUACUAUAGUGCAGAUUAAGUGGCUCAGUUGAGCACAGCUAUAUUUUAACACCUUUGUUCCCCUAGUGUGGUAAAUUGACCCAGAGGUGACCAUUUGUAAAAAAUUUGAAAAAAAUUUUCAUUGUUCCACUUUCAAAAGUAUUGCUUUUGUUAAACCCAAUGUUUAGUUUUUCUUGUGAUACAUUUUGUUAACCUGUGUAAAAGGAUUAAAUUUCAAUAUGGUUGUAAAAAUGCUAUUUUUAUGUGAAUUUAAGUGCAGCCACAUACUGUUUUUUAAAACCAUAUGUUUUACCACUAAUUUCCCAAAGUUACAAUAAAAUCCUAAAAGUAAAAAUCUACUAGAAUUUGCUAUAAGGCAGACUGUUAAAUGAUAGAGAACUAUUUCACAUUUUAGGCACUGAAAUUUUGAGGUCUAGUAAGUAUCUAAUGCACUUCACUUGGAUGCCUUUUCAUUUUUAGGCAGCCUCAGGAGCACCAAAAUAUAUUGGAUUCUAGUACUGAGAUAUGUUUGUAAUAUUAAAAGGCAUUACUAAUUAUUUGGAAAGAUACGGCCAAAGUAAUCAAUUCUACAGGCUUCAAGCUGGUGGAGGAUGCUGUUACUCAUUAAUGCUUUUUUACUGAAUGGUUGGAAUCACAUGAUGCACCAUACAUAUUAAGCUUAAGUAACAUUAUUUUGUAGAACUGUUUAAAUGGUGUUAUUUAGAUGAAAUGUGUUCUGUUCAUUGUCUUAAACUAAAUAUUUAGGGCUGAAUAGGCUUUAUGUAAUUCCUCAUUUCAUGGUAGAAUUUGAUCCUGUGUUUAAGUGGCUCUUGUUUAUUGAAUUUUAAACUACAGUUUGAUGCCAUGGAGGAAUUUGAAUAAUGUAUUAAUGAAGGACAUAUUCUGUAAUCACAAACUUCCAUUUACUCAGGUUUCAUUGCUGUGUGAUGAGAUUUUUCCUCUAACUUGAAAUUUAAAAGCUAUUAUUUCCUAUUCCUUUUGUUGGUAAAAUAAUCUGAACUUGGAACAUUUUAGUAGAGAGACAACGGCAAAGACUACCAGAUAAUUUUGUAUUGGACAAGAGAAAAGCAAUGGCUAAAUUCUGAAUUUCAGUGCUUUAUACGGUGCCUUUCGAGUCAGCUUUUGCAUUAUAGGGGCUUGUUACAGUCCAACUAAGAUGACCACUUACAAUUUAUACAGAACUCAUGUAUAAAUCAACCUUCUUAGGAUAUUAUUCUAUAUCCUUUGAAUUAAUCCCUGUGAAGUUUUUCCUCCCCCCUAAAAUGGUGCAUAAUAUAAACAUGAAAUGUGUAGUAUGCAGAUAUCAUUUAUUAGAUAGAUUGUAGUGUAUAAAUUUAGAACAUCUUUUUGACAAAGGGUGAACUGAUUGCUAAUUAACCAUUUUAUUCUGUCAGGUACAGGCAAAACAAAUUCCCAUCUUGGAUGAUCAGAUGCAAAUCAUUUCUGAACUUAGAGCAGAAGUUAGAAAUAAUAUAAAUGGCCAUUUCAACCUUGACUGGCCGAAAAUAACUAAUAUACUUUUUUCUUUUAAGCAAGUGACUUUUUUUACACUUAUUUUGAAAAAGUUCCGUGUUAAUGCAAUUUUUCUAGUGAGAAAUGCUUGUUAUUAAAAGCAUGGGAGUGAAAUAGUGUGAAAUGUUGGUGGUGAGUGCAUCUAUCAUAUUACUGUAGGUACUUGGACUGGUACAAACUUGAUUCCUUUUCAAGCCCCUGUUUAGGAGCUUUUAAAAUAUUACUGAUAAAAAUCCAAGCCAUUGUUUCAUGUAAUAAGAAAAUAACCAAAUUCACUUUCAAGCUUCUCAACUAUUUAUGAAGAGCUCUCAUGCUUUUACUGAAAUUCACUAGAGUUGAAUGUGGUAAGAAACCACUUAGCCUAUGUAUUGGACAAAAAAAGUCAGUAUCAUGAUAAACUUUCAUGUUAGGAGAAAUCUUUUAGGCUUUUAAAAAAUGAUUUAUUUUCAGUUAGAUGUAAGAAAUAUUUGUUAUGCAGGGAGGCAGAUCAGAUGAAUGUCUUGUAGCAGACAAUUUUAAAAUGGUGUUAGACUUGAAUUCAUCAGUUAUAAUUGUUUGAAUGAGGGUGGGUGGGGAGAAGGAUAACAAAAUUACUGUUAGUGUUUCUUUCCUUAAGGAAAAAGAUGUGAAUCCCAGCCUUAUUUCAGGGAAGCCUUUGAAGCUAUGAUGGACAUAAGUCUAAAUUAAAUGUAUGUAUGUUUCAUUAUAUUGCUCUUAAGACUACUGAGGUGGCAGUUUAAUUCUUAAAAACAAUAAAAUGGAAGCAUAAAUACUAUUUUGCCUAGAUGAAUUUUUACCUAAUGAUGACACUGUGAGAAUGCAGAAUUUUCCAUAUUUGAGUUAAUACCACAUUCUAUAGUAAAAUACAUUCACUUUUUUUAAAGAUUAAGACCAGCAAAUUGAAUUGUUAUAUUUCUUCAGUAGCAUGUUUGUUUAGAGUGUAAUGUGGUAUUUGGGGAAAGAUCCAUUGCAAAGACCGUAAGAAACUAUAUCCAUUUUGCCCUGUAAAAACCACUUGCUCAAAAUUACUGUAUAAUGCUAAUGAGAUACCUCUGAAAUGUAAAUGAAAAAGAUACUUGAACAUUUUUUAAGCUCGUAAUAAGUGGCUAUUUACUGUAUGACUGCUUUAGGCUUUGUUCUGACUAAUAUAUUGGAAGAGUAUUUUUCAUAAAUUUUGUGGAAAAGCUCCAUGGUUCCACCUUUCAUAAAUUUUUUGAAAAUGCCCUAUUAGUACAUGAAAACAAUGCAUGAGUACCCAAAAGACAUUUCUCUAUUAGGUUAGUCAUCAAACUAAUACACUGAUGCUAAAUGAAGUUUGACAUAACCCACUCGUAUUGUAAACAUACUAUAUUCUGAUUGAAGUGGAUUUAUUUAUCUUCACUGGUUUGUAACUAAUUUGUUCAAUUAUGGCCUAGAAACCAAGUUUACUUAUUCAAUAUAUGCACAACGUAAUAAAGCAGUAUUGGUUAUACUAGGCUUCAGGUGAAGGAGUAAGCCAGGUAAAAUACUUCGUAGUGAUGCUAAUAAAAACGGACUUGGAAGUUUGAA